Molecule: messenger RNA, 645 nt
Organism: Pelobates cultripes (western spadefoot toad)
Lineage: Eukaryota; Metazoa; Chordata; Amphibia; Anura; Pelobatidae
Source: the annotation of a GenBank genome assembly
AUGGAUGGGUUUCUGGCACCCGCGACGACCACGCUGCAGGAGGCCGCAGGCUCCAACAUGGCCGACUCACCGGCCCGCUCCAGGGCGACGGAGGGUGGCGAAACAACGCUGGCGGACAUAAGUGCUGAUCUGAAGGCACUUGCCACGAAUAUGGUCACCAAGGAAGACCUCCGCAGCCUCUCUGACACCCUCCAUGCCGCCAUCCGCACAGAGGUAACCGCGCUGCGGUCAGAAAUGACGGCGCAUGCUUGCAGGCUACAGCACUUAGAAUCUGCCACACAGUCCCACACAGCCCAAGCUGAAGCCUCUACCCUAGCCAUCUCCAGACAGGGGAACAUGCUGCUGGCCCUCAGACGCCACACGGAGGAUCUAGAUAACAGAGGCCGCAGGUCCAAUAUUAGGGUACGCGGCCUGCCAGAGCCAGAUGGCGAGGAAGACGUGGAGGCUACGCUGCGCGCAUUUUUCAGAGGUUUACUGGGCGCUGAAGCCCCAGCCACAAUAGAGUUUGACAGAGCGCAUAGAGCAAAUCGGUUGCGCACUAAUGAGAGGACGCCACGAGAUAUUAUAUGCUGCAUGCAUCAGUACAAAUUGAAGGAAAAGAUCAUGGCCAGAGCGAGAUCCAGAACCAACAUGGAGAUUCCAUGA